This is a messenger RNA of Cryptomeria japonica (Japanese cedar), 801 nucleotides long. RefSeq names its product G-type lectin S-receptor-like serine/threonine-protein kinase At2g19130. The record is from RefSeq and is a predicted model, not a curated record. Gene Ontology annotation, biological process: protein phosphorylation. Gene Ontology annotation, molecular function: protein kinase activity; ATP binding. NCBI's taxonomy places the organism in Eukaryota, Viridiplantae, Streptophyta, Pinopsida, Cupressales, Cupressaceae. Bases 1 to 801 code for a protein of 266 amino acids. The transcript has a single exon.
AUGCAGGGGUCAAGACAUGAUGAGAAGCAAUUCCGAGCGGAAAUCAAUUCUCUUGGGAGCAUACAAAAUAUCAAUUUGGUCAGGCUUCAAGGAUUUUGUGACAAAGGAUCGAGGCGGUUGUUGGUUUAUGAGUACAUGCCCAACGACUCUCUCAAUUCUUUACUGUUUAAGGGUAAUUCCAAAAGUAAAGGAGAGGUACUCGACUGGAAGACCCGAUUUGAGAUUGCACUAGGCACUGCAAGAGGGUUACUUUAUCUCCACGAGGAAUGCAGAGAUUGCAUCAUUCACUAUGAUGUUGAGGCCAAAAACAUUCUGAUAAGUAGUAAUUUGUCACCGAAGAUGGCCGAUUUUGGGUUGGCAAAGCUUGUGGGUAGAGAUUUUAGCCGCGUGCUGACUACUACAAGAGGAACGAGAGGGUACUUGGCUCUAGAGUGGAUCUUCGGUCUUCCCAUCACUCCCAAAGUUGUCGUCUACAGUUUUGGCAUGACACUCUUGGAAAUCAUUUAUGGGGGAAGAAAUCUAGACUUAACAGUGCAUGAUUCAAGUUUAUAUUACUUUCCCUCAUGGGUUGCGACUCAAAUUCAGCACGGGAAGACGAUUAAUAUUGUGGAGGGGAGUGUUGUUACAGAGGAGGCAGACAUGGAAGAGGUGAGAAGAGCAUGUGUUGUAGCGUUGUUAUGCAUUCAAGAGGAGGAGGAAGUGAGGUCUAGUAAAAGAGUAAGUAGAGCAAGAGCCAAAGCAACACCCCCAUAUCCACCACUAACAAAAAAUAGAAACCUAAAAUUGGGGCAAAAGAAAUAG